This is a messenger RNA of Coffea arabica (coffee), 4905 nucleotides long. Lineage: Eukaryota; Viridiplantae; Streptophyta; Magnoliopsida; Gentianales; Rubiaceae. The record is from RefSeq and is a predicted model, not a curated record.
UGGUUGGUCUGACUUCUGGAUUAUUGACGAAGUAAGCAAGCCGAGAGCCGACGGCGUCUUUUGAGUUGUCUUCUUGCUCAUUGAACCCGCCUCUUAUCGGAGAAACUGCACUACUGAAACUGGGGGGGGAAAAAAAAACACAUUAUUUUGUCUCUCUUCUUCUCUCUCCACACUCAUGAGAGAGUAACGAUUUCUCUAAAACCCUAUAAAAAGUUUACAGAAAAAUGAUAUGUCAAUCACCAUUUUCGUUCAAAUUUAAUCAGAUCGAAUUUGUCCAAUAAAAUUUGAUGACCAACAGAAAACAAAGGAAAUCCAAAUUCAACAAUGUCGUGGGGGUUGGGCUGGAAACGUCCAUCGGAUACUUUCCAUGUCACCUUAAGCUACGGCGCCGAUGACGCAUUGGAUGACGCCAGCCCAAGGUCAUCACGAUCGUCGUCGGCGUCGUCGGCCGCCGGCGUGGGUGGGUCCUCGUCAUUCAGCUCAUCCCUUGCAAUGCUUUCACAGGAAAAUAAUCAUGAGCAAUUCGGGUUUCGAGUUGACCUCGACUGGACUGCCGGCGAGGAUGAGGAUCAGGUCGCUCUCCGGCUCCAGUCGCAGGUCAUGGUCGCGCUGCCGUCGCCGCAGGACACUGUCGAAGUUGAAAUGAACGAGAAGGAGAAGAGUCCUAGAAAUUUGGAAAAUGGCGGCGAGAUUGUUGAAAGUGGGGAGGGUAGUGUGGCCAGCGGCGUGGCUGGGGAGGAUUUUGGGGGAGAGGUGGGAGUGGAGAUGAGGGUGGUGAAGAGGAGGGAGCCGUUGAAGGGGGUUAUAAUGUGGAGAGUUGGGGGAUCGGGCCAGCAGAGUGAUGGGAUGGGAGUUUUUGUGAGGCUGAUGAGGUCAAAUUUUGCGAAUGGGGUUGGAGGUGGAGGUGCGGCUGCGGAGGGGGCUGGAGCAGGGCACGGAGCUGGGGUUGGGGCUGUCGUAGGGUGUGCUGAGCAUUGGAAGAGUGUCACUUUGGUCAGUCUCUGUGGUCUGGGAUUAUCAGUCUUGCCUGUGGAGGUAACCCAACUGCCACUACUUGAGAAGCUAUAUCUUGAUAACAACAAGCUAUUAACUUUGCCACCUGAGCUUGGUGGGCUAAAAAACUUGAAAGUUCUUGCAGUUGACUUCAACCUGCUGGCCUCUGUUCCUGCUGAACUAAGGCAAUGUGAUGGAUUACUUGAAUUGUCUCUGGAACACAACAAAUUGGUCCGGCCUCUUCUUGAUUUCAGGUCUAUGGCUGAGUUGCGGGUUCUAAGGCUAUUUGGAAAUCCAAUGGAGUUCCUCCCUGAUAUCUUACCAUUGCAUAAACUUCGUCAUUUGUCUCUUGCAAAUAUCAGGAUUGUUGCAGAUGACAAUCUUAGAUCAUUGAAUGUGCAGAUAGAGAUGGAGAACAGUUCUUACUUUGUUGCAUCUCGGCAUAAACUGAGUGCCUUCUUUUCUCUCAUAUUCCGGUUUUCUUCUUGUCAUCACCCUUUGCUUGCAUCUGCUCUGGCAAAGAUAAUGCAAGAUGAGGGAAAUCGGGUUGUCGUUGGGAAAGAUGAGAAUGCAGUGCGGCAGCUCAUAAGUAUGAUAAGUAGCGACAAUCAACACGUGGUUGAGCAAGCUUGUUCUGCUCUUUCAUCUCUUGCUUCAGAUGUUUCUGUGGCAAUGCAGUUGAUAAAGACUGACAUCAUGCAACCAAUUGAAGGAGUGCUGAAAUCUGCCAGUCAAGAAGAAGUAAUAUCUGUGCUGCAAGUUGUGGUUAAGUUGGCUUUUACGUCUGAUAUUGUGGCUCAGAAAAUGUUGACUAAGGAUAUACUAAAAUCUUUGAAAUUAUUAUGCGCCCAUAGAAAUACGGAGGUACAAACAUUAGCUUUAUUGGCAGUGGGAAAUUUAGCUUUCUGCUUGGAGAAUCGGCAUACACUCGUUACUUCAGAAAGUUUGAGGGAUCUUCUUGUACGACUGACAGUUGCAUCCGAGCCACGUGUGAAUAAAGCUGCAGCUCGUGCUUUGGCUAUACUUGGCGAAAAUGAGGUUCUGCGGCGUGCUAUUAGAGGCCGGCAAGUCCCAAAGCGUGGGCUGCGUAUCCUUUCCAUGGAUGGUGGUGGCAUGAAAGGUCUGGCAACUGUCAGGAUGCUCAAGGAAAUUGAAAAGGGCACUGGGAAACAGAUACAUGAGCUGUUUGACCUUAUUUGUGGUACAUCAACGGGUGGCAUGCUUGCAGUUGCUCUUGCAAUUAAAUUGAUGUCCUUGGAAAGAUGUGAAGAGAUAUACAAAGAGCUAGGGAAACUUGUUUUUGCUGAACCUGUUCCGAAGGACAAUGAAGCAGCAAGUUGGAGAGAAAAAUUGGAUCAACUUUACAAAAGCUCAUCUCAGAGUUUCAGAGUUGUUGUGCACGGAUCCAAACACAGUGCAGAUCAGUUUGAGCGAUUAUUGAAGGAGAUGUGUGCUGAUGAGGAUGGAGAUCUUCUGAUAGAAUCAGCUGUUAAACGGGUUCCCAAAGUAUUUGUGGUAUCAACUCUUGUCAGUGUUGCACCAGCUCAGCCUUUCAUAUUCCGCAAUUACCAGUACCCUGCUGGGACUCCAGAGAUUUCCUCCGCAAUUUCUGAGAACUUGACAACAGGUGGCCUUGGAGCAGCAACAUCUGGAGCCCAAGUUGGAUCCAAGAGGAACGCCUUUCUUGGAAGUUGUAAGCACCACGUAUGGCAAGCUAUAAGAGCAUCUUCUGCUGCACCAUAUUACCUUGAUGAUUUCUCUGACGGUGCUUACCGUUGGCAGGAUGGAGCUAUUGUUGCAAAUAAUCCUACUAUUUUUGCCGUACGAGAAGCACAAUUAUUAUGGCCAGAUGCUAGAAUUGAUUGCUUAGUGUCAAUUGGAUGUUGUUCUGUCCCUACCAAGGUUCGGAAAGGAGGAUGGCGUUAUUUGGAUACUGGUCAGGUGUUGAUUGAAAGUGCAUGCUCAGUUGAUCGUGUGGAGGAAGCUUUAAGCACGUUGCUCACUAUGCUUCCUGACAUACAAUAUUUUCGGUUCAAUCCAGUCGAUGAGCGUUGUGAGAUGGAGCUAGAUGAGACUGAUCCAACGGUUUGGUUGAGAUUGGAGGCUGCCACAGAUGAUUACAUCAAGAAGAACUCUAUGUCAUUUAGAACUGUAUGUGAGAGUUUGCUGGAGAAUUCACAUGAUGAAAAAUUUCCAGAUAGUCUAAAGUCUCAGCAGUUUGUUAAAGCGAAAGGUUUAAAAUCUGUGCUAGAUGACAACAGCCCCUCUAUAGGCUGGAGACAAGCCGUGCUUCUUGUUGAGGCUUCUAACAGUCCAGAUUCUGGAAGAGUUUUUCAUCAUGCACGCUCACUUGAGACGUUUUGUGGUCGCUCUGGAAUAAAGCUAUCUCUAGUGAAUGAUAUAUCAGGCACCCUCAGAGCAACUGCAGGGUCUACAUUCCCAACACCAUUUACAUCACCUUUGUUUACUGGGAGCUUCCCAUCAAGCCCCCCGUUCUACAGUCCAGAUUUUGGGUAUCAGAGGGUUGGCCGGAUUGAUUUGGUUCCUCCUUUAAGCUUGGAUGGAUCCCAAUCUGCAAAAACAACUGCUUCACCGCCUGACUCUCCUGCCAGACGCAGGCAAUUGACUUUACCUGUCCUUUCACUGCAUGACAAACUAAGGAAUUCUUCUCAAGUUGGACUGAUACAUUUGGCUCUGCAAAAUGAUAUAUAUGGGUCCAUAUUAAGUUGGCAGAAUGAAGUGUUUGUGGUUGCUGAGCCGGGAGAACUAGCAGAAAAAUUUCUGCAGACUGUAAAAUAUAGCCUACUGGCAAUGUUUCGAGGACGACGUAGGAAGAAUGCAUCAAUUAUCACAGACAUUUCUACAAUUUCUGACCUGGUUUCGUGUAGGCCCUACUUCCAAAUUGGAGGUGUUGUUCAUCGAUAUAUUGGAAGACAAACACAAGUUAUGGAAGAUGAUCGAGAAAUUGCUGCAUAUAUGUUCCGUAGGACUGUUCCUUCUGUUCACUUAACUCCAGAAGAUGUUCGUCUGAUGGUGUGGCCUAGUUUACAUCUGCUUUCAUUUGGCUUUCCAUUCUUAAUGAAUUCUAGAGAAACCAUCCUAUGAUUCGGUUGGGGCUUGGAGGGAUAGGAUUAUAAUCUUCACUGGCAUCUACGGGCCUACCCAGGCUUUGAUCAAAUCACUUCUUGAUUCUGGUGCUAAAGCAGUCAUAUGCCCUUCUGCUGAACCUGAAGAAACACAGUUGGCAACAUUCCAGGGGUCUGGUGAAUUUAAUGCUGUAGAGAAUGGGAAGUUUGAGAUUGGAGAUGAAGAAGCAGAAGAUGAAGACAUGGAACCUGCCAGUCCAAUAAGUGACUGGGAAGACAGUGAACCUGAAAAAAACGGAGCACCUUCACAUUAUUACUGGGAUGAUGAUGAGGAGGAAUUGUCUCAGUUUGUCUGCCAGUUGUAUGACUCACUGUUUCAGAGUGGUUCAAGAGUAGAUGUAGCCUUACAAAAUGCUCUUGCCUUGCAUCGCAGCCUCAGAUAUUCAUGCCACCUUCCCAGUAUAAUGUGAUCCAGCCAUUUUAACUUUUUCUGACUAAAGAGGUGCAAGUUGAAUGGUCUUUGACAGCAGCAUGCUCUUGCCUUGCCGAGGUAUGUGCAUCAUUUUUUCAGUGUAGACUGUAAAGUACAUACGAGAUGAUAUUGAGAAAAUCCUAUAUUAUACGUGAAAAUGUAAAUCCAAAUAAAGGAAAAUUGGAUAAAAAAAAUUUGAAAGAGUAAAAAACAACAAUGGGGGUUAGGGAAAAAAUGGAAAAAGUAAAGGAGAGAGCGCAAGCUCUUCAAGUUUGAGGCUUGUAAUUUAUUUGAUAACUAUUUGAAUAAAGCAUCUUUCAGUUUUAUCAAGAGCAUUACAUUGCAAUGCGCUAA